This is a messenger RNA of Nematostella vectensis (starlet sea anemone), 1750 nucleotides long. RefSeq names its product small RNA 2'-O-methyltransferase. Bases 91 to 1638 code for a protein of 515 amino acids. The transcript is spliced from 7 exons. The record is from RefSeq and is a predicted model, not a curated record. Gene Ontology annotation, biological process: piRNA processing; siRNA processing; RNA methylation. Gene Ontology annotation, cellular component: cytoplasm; nucleus. Lineage: Eukaryota; Metazoa; Cnidaria; Anthozoa; Actiniaria; Edwardsiidae. Gene Ontology annotation, molecular function: RNA methyltransferase activity; O-methyltransferase activity.
CGUAAAUGAGCCAGCAGUUUGUUCUAAUCAAAACAAAAUGGCGACCAUGUGAUAACGUGAACAACAGCUCUUGUUUUAUUUCUUUCUGGGAUGAAAACGCAAAGAGACCACGAGGAUUCUACCUCGAGGGAACAGCUUGGGCCAAAGUUUGACCCCCCUGUUUAUCGUCAGCGGUACCACAGGGUCAUAGAAGUGGUAAAAGAGCACAAAGCAAAGAGAGUCCUAGACUUUGGAUGCGCAGAGGCUAAGAUGUUGAGGUCUUUGAUCAACUCCACAACAAACAUAGAGGAAUUAGUUGGUGUUGACAUUGAUAGAGACUUGCUAGAGGAUAGCAUCUUCAGGAUAAGACCUCUGACGACGGACUACUUAACACCAAGACCACACCCAUUGGCUGUCAGUUUGUACCAAGGCUCAAUUUCUAAGGCAGAUGACAGGUUUUGUGAUUUUGAUGUGGUGGCUUGCAUUGAAAUAGUUGAACACUUGGUUCCUGAACAUUUAGAAGCGAUGCCAGCAGUACUACUAGGACAGCUGUCUCCAUUGGUUGCCAUAGUGACCACCCCAAAUGCCGACUUCAAUGUUCUCUUCCCUGACCUUGUUGGGUUUCGACACUGGGACCACAAGUUUGAGUGGACAAGGGCAGAGUUUAAGGACUGGGCCACUUCACAAGCAGACAAGUUCGGCUACAGUGUCACAUUUGAGGGAAUAGGAUCAGGCCCUUCUGGUACAGAACACUUGGGGUGCUGCUCUCAAAUGGCUCUUUUCAUCAAACAAGACACAAUUCCGGCAGGGAGGCAGACAGGCUUUGGUGAACCUUACAACUUGAUUGCAAGGGUGGAACACCCUUACCGCAAGUGCACACUGACAGAAGAAGAAAAGAUUCUUAUUGAGCUAGACAGGACGCUGUGGUUCCUAUCCCAGCCCUCAGCAUAUGAAGAUGAUGAGAUCUCAGACUCUGAGGACCUUGGUGAUGACAAGGCCAAGUGUUUUUCCCUGGAAAGGUUACUUGGUUUGCCUUCAAUAUCACGAUUAUGUGGGACAGUUGACAAGUUAAGAUCUGUGGUAAAAACUUCAAAGCAUGAACUGACUGAAGAUGGUAACUCUGUUCGUUAUACAUGUCCAUCAUCAACAUGGAGUUCUGACUCAGAAAACAGUGAGAACUGGGAGGAUAAUGAUGGUGAUAAUGAUGAUGCUAUUGUAUCAAAGCAUUGCUGUGAUGAUCCCAUAUCAUCAGAGCCUUCAAAUUAUGAAGAAGAUUGGGAUAAUGAUUUAACAUUUCAAAACACAGACGAAUCAUCUGGGAAAUAUCGGACUGGUACAGGUUGUGGAAGCACACAGCAAUACUGUUAUGAUGUUAAGCUCCAAGGAUGUACAAAUGGUGUUAGUCAAAGUAAUGAUAACUGGACUUCUGAUGUAAAUGCAGGAAAAUAUUGGAAUGGCAACGAAUUAGAAUGGAAUGUUGUGGAUUGUGACAAUGUUGAGCAAAGUUUCUCUGAUGCAGAAGAAGACUCACCUUGUGUUAAUUCCUGGCAUGAAGGUGCCAUGGAUGACGAAGGGAGUUAUGGGUGUGGCAGUGAUGACCAGGAAGACGAUAGUCUGAUAUGGAUAGAAACAGCUGAUGAUUUGACUGGAAUUCAAUAGUUUAUAGUUUUGGUAAAUUCUAGAGAGAGAAAACACCCCCUCUAACAAUUUCAAGAAACAAGUGUCUAUGUUGUUUGAUGUGGCAGCAAAUAAAGUUGCAAAGAACUAGAAA